This is a messenger RNA of Diaporthe citri, 2346 nucleotides long. RefSeq lists its product as uncharacterized. The transcript is spliced from 5 exons. The record is from RefSeq and is a predicted model, not a curated record. NCBI's taxonomy places the organism in Eukaryota, Fungi, Ascomycota, Sordariomycetes, Diaporthales, Diaporthaceae. The coding region runs from base 1 to 2346 and encodes 781 amino acids.
AUGCUCCGUCCGACUCAAUGGCAGGUCAACUUUGACCAAUACAUCAACCCUUUUCUGAUACCACCGCCGACGAGGCUCCUACCCGGCAGUGUCCAGCGCCUCCUCGACCGCCAUAGGCGCUCACGACCGCAGCUGGGAAAUGUUGCCCUCGGCUUUUGGGCCUUCAUCGGGGCGCUGGCUUCGCUGUCCCUGAUAUCCAUCAUCGACAGACAUGUGCCGGCCUUCGAGUCAGCCGGAUCACCGCUCGUCAUCGGCAGCUUCGGUGCGGCGGCCGUCCUCGAGUUCUACGCCAUCGACUCGCCACUCUCCCAGCCACGCAAUGCCCUGCUCGGGCAGCUCAUCGCCAGCUCCAUCAGCGUGGCCAUGAACACGGCCUUCUCCCAGCUCUCGGCCGCCCGCUACCAGGACCUUCGCUGGCUUGCUGGCGCCCUGUCCUGCGCGACCUCGAUACUGGUGAUGGCCCUCACCGGGACCAUGCACCCGCCAGCCGGCGCGACGGCACUGCUCGGCGUGACGAGCGACGACGUCUCGGGCAUCGGCUGGUUGCUUGUCCCCAUGGUUGUGUUAAGCGCAGCUGUGAUGUUUGUCGUAGCGUUCAUAGUCAACAACAUCCAGCGGCGGUUCCCGGUGUAUUGGUGGACUCCGGAGGAAGUCGGGUCAUUCUGGGCUCGGCGGCGUAGGGUUCGUGCCGGGAGGGGCACGGAUCCCGAAGCGCUGAAGGACAGGAAUGCAAGCGGUGACUCUGCAGAUCUCGAGCCGUGCAAGACUUCUCACGACGAAGACUGCAGGCUGAUGGUGACGAAACACGGCAUCACGGUGCCGCCGGAGCUAGACCUGCUCCCGGAGGAAAGGGGCCCGCCCCUCCGCCCCUACACCAGCUUAGGCGCGGCCUGGCCCGGGCCCUGGAACGUCGCGGAGGCGGCGCCGACGACGACGAUGAUGGCGGCUACGGGGGCGGCUACAAGAUCCUGGGCGGCACGGCGCACGAGGCAGCAGCAGCAGCAGGCUCGGCGCCGGCUCGACCCGCCGCCCGAGAUGAACCUAACGGCGUUUCAGGAGCACAUGGCCUUCAGCUACUUCUUUGCAACCUACGGCUGGGCCUACUUCUGGAAGCCGUUCCUCUCCCUAGCGAGGGAGACGGACCUUGCCCCCACGGCGAGCCGCAUGUGUAGUCUGGCCCUGGCCUACGGGCACAUGGGCACCGGCAACUCGGACAAGGGCCUCAAGUCCAUGGGCCUCGAGCUGUACGGCCGCAGCCUGAGGGAGGUCCAGUCCCUGCUGACCCGAGGCCCUGGGGCCAAGACAGAGCUCGCCCAACUGUGUGUGCCCAUUGUGAUACUGGGCAUGUACUCUUUUGCCAUCGACCGUGACCUACGGUUGAUACAUAAUAUCGGCGUGGCCCAGAUCCUUAAGCACUGUGGACCAGAGGCUUUCCAGGAGGAUCCUCUGCUGACUGCGUUCAGGUCAUGCAGGGCUUUGCUGAUUUGUCAGUCCUUUGCAAUCCGUCGGAGGACGUUCCUCGAGGACAAGAAAUGGAAGAACGUGCCGUGGGAGAAGCUGCCCAAGACGGCGCUGGACAGUCUCAUCGACAUCAUGGCUGACAUGCCGGGGCUGGUGAACGACAUGGCCGCUUCUGAGCAGCCAAUAUCCCCCACAACCAGGGCCUCGUUCCACGAAAAGGUCGGUGAACUGCGGGAGCAACUGGGAACCUGGCGGUGGAAAUGGGACAGAAAAUACCCCAACGUGGCCCGCGAAGUCCCAUCCAACCUCAAACUCGACAGCAUCGAGACUCCCGUCUUCAGGGAACAGCUCGCCACCAUGAUCGAAUUCAACACCACCCAGCAGGCCCUCGAGAUGCUGACAUACAACGCCGCCCUCCUCUACCUCCUCCAGCUAGAGGACCUCCUCGAGAUGGGCGAGCCGCACAACCCCUCGCGCCUGUCGGACGACGACAUGGACUACAUCCGCCACGCCGCCGCCCGGCACCCGUCGACGCCCCUGCUGCUCCCCGACGAGGCCAGGUUCAUCUGCCAGCCGGCGCUCGAGGCGUUCCGGCUGAUCCCCUCGCUGUACAAGAACCUGGUCACUACCAAGGACCGCAUCAUGGUCAUCCUCGCCCCGCUGGGCAUCGUCUAUACUUCGACCCGCAACACCCCGGAGCUCAACAGCUGCAUGCAGUCCAUCCUCGAGGACAUCCCCUUCUUCGGCGGCGGGCCCCCCAGGGAGCUGGAGGUGUACGAGCUCGCCCUGGGCGAGGCGUGGAAGUCCAAGGUGCCGGAGCCCAUCCCGGCCGGCACGAGCCCGACCGUUUCGGAGAUCACGGUCGAGCUUGCUAUUUCCCCAUAG